AUGAACAGCGACCAAGCCGAGCGGCACCUAAGGACCCGCGCACAUCGCACGCAUAUAACGCCAACGACCAGGAUUUCCAUUGGAGCGCUCGCUGGAGCUGUGUCCAAGAAACCGAGCAACCAAGGCGAAGUGGACAAGCUCUUCCUCAAAUUGAAACUUUACGUUGCAAAUACCGAGGUUUUGAAGAACCACCAGUUUGCCAAGUGGUUCAGCGCAGUGGAGAAGGGGUAUUUGAAGGCCAAGAUGAGCUCCGAGCAGGCGAGCAUGGCUGUUGCGGCUACUCUGGCUACCAGAUACAGCGAUGAAAAGCUGGUGGAGAUGAUCGUGGCAGGAAAGAAAUUGGCUGAGGCGAAGGACGUCGCUACCAAACUGGAGGCUGCUCAGAUGAAGAACUGGCUGAACGACAAAGUAAGCGCAGAGAAGGCGUUCCAGAUUCUGAAACUUGACCAGGAGAAGUACACCGUCCUACAACGUCCACUACUGAAAAACUGGGUAAACUACAUGGAGAUGAAGAAGGAAGAUCCGUAUCAGUGGCUGUUCAAGAGACUACUGAAGCUGAAUGAUAGCAACGUCAUACUGGCGGGCUGGAUGCCCAGCACUGCUGGCGACAUUUUCAAGCGUCUAGAGCUGAAUGCACAAGACAAGGAUCGAAGGAGUUUUCCAGGGGACCGAAUGGGGGAGGCACUUGAGAAGGUUUGGCUGGGUGAGAAGAAGCCCGCGCGAGACGUUUUCACCGCGUUCAAACUCAACAAUCAAGGCGACAAGCUGUUUGAGAAUUCGAGGUUUGUUACCUGGGUCGCCUACGUGACGAAACUGGACGAGAAGAACGCAGACGAGUUGAUGCUGGCGGUACUGAAGGAAACUUUCAAGGAUGAAGCAGCUUUGACUCGGAUGCUGGCUGCAGCGAAGGACCACGAUAGCACUAAAACCACCGCUGCCAGCCUCGAGAAGGCUCAGUACAAGGACUGGCGUAGCAGUGGAGAAUCUGCAGAUGGUUUGUUCAAGCUUCUUAAGUUGGACGACGAGGUGGACGAUCUUCUGAGUAGCCCUGUGCUGAACAACUGGAUGGUAUACGUGGACGAUUUUAGGGAGGACUCGACCGUGUUAUUGCUAGCGAAGAUCAAGACGUCCAAACUCGCAAAAACGGACAACAAGCUCGCAGAAAUGAUCGCCAAAGCAGAACAACACGUGGAAACACGCUCGAUCGCUUCCAAGUUGGCGAGAGCGGAGAUCGAUAGCGGAUGA
Molecule: messenger RNA, 1245 nt
Organism: Phytophthora sojae
Lineage: Eukaryota; Oomycota; Peronosporomycetes; Peronosporales; Peronosporaceae
Exons: 3
Coding region: 1-1245 (414 amino acids)
Source: RefSeq, a predicted model, not a curated record